AUGGGAAAACAAACAGAAAUUAAGCAAAGUCCAAGUGAUGUUCGCUUAAAACUUGAGCAAUUUAAUCGUCGUUCGUCACAAAGAAAACGUUUGGCACCUAAAGUUGAAGAAGAAAUUGUUGAAGAUAUUGUUGUUGAAGAAAUUAUUGAACCUGUUAUGCCUGAAACGCAUCAUGAGGAAGAAAUUGUUCAGGAAGAGAAGGAAGAAGUUGAAUUUAGUAGAGGAUAUACAAACAAAGGGGCUCUUUGUAUUUGGUAUAAAGGUUUCCGUUACCUUAAGAAUCGUGACGUUAAUGUCAACCAUUAUAAUAUUUAUUGGCGUUGUGGUACCAAAAGAUGUCCAGGAAGCGCAUAUACACAUGAAACGGAAGAUGGGAAAUUAAUGGGAGAAUUGAAAAAUGCACACAUUCAUUUACCUCGACCAGAACAAAGAUUGGCAGAAAUUAAAAGGCAGGAGCUAAAACAACGAGCUAGAGAAGAGCCUUCAUUGAGUGGUGCAAACCUGGUUGCAGAUAUUCGAGCUGGAAUUGACGAUGAAACUUUUGUAGCUUUGGGAUCGGAUGGGUCACUUACACAGUUGGCAAAAAGAGAAAAAACAAAAUUUUUUGGAAAAGGCUGUACAAGGAAAGGUUCGGAUAUUUUGGCAAUAAAAUUGCCACCUGCGUUAACCGAAAAGAACGGACAAUCAAUAUUUUUGUAUGAUUCGAGGACUGCUCAAGCUCGAGAUAAAGAUGCAGUUUUUGUGUUUGCACAUCCAUAUAUGCUUCAACAACUUGCUGGUCAAACUACUUGGACAAUCUGUGUAUCUUUUCGACCGCUCCCAGCCCCUUUUAAACAUUGUUUUGUUAUUGCAACUGUUUUAAGAAGUCAAUUAAUUGUUGCAGCACAUACUCUUUUGACAGAAAAUUCUGAAGCAUUUUAUAUGGAAGCUUUGGAUGCUAUUGCUGCUGCUGUUAAACCAACAAAACCUCGCAGAAUUAUCACGGACUUUGAAAAUGUGAUGGUUGAAGCAGCACAAAAUGUUUUUCAAGAGGCCUAUGUGAGUGGUUGUUAUUUCCGUUUUUCUCAAGAAUUGUUUCGCAAAUGGUCUGAAUAUAAUCUUGCGGAGAUUUAUGGUCAUGAAAAUAGCCAAGCUGGAAAUAUUUCGAGGAUGACAUUUCGACGACUGAUUUGCCUUGCACUUAUUCCAAUGGCUUACGUCAACAGAGCAUUCUACAAAAUUGUUGAAGUUGCUAGACUUCCACAAUUGGCAGAAUUCUUCUUUUAUUUCAAGGAGGCUUUUAUUGGACUGACAGACCAGGAACUUAGAAUGAAGGCAGCAGCUUUUGGAUCGAAUUUUGGACAAAAUUUAGUUUAUUCGGGACCAGGGGAAGAACAUGUUUAUGAAGAAGGAACUGUCGGUUAUCAAGAUUAUUUGAACUAUGAAAUGUCAGAACAUUCGUCUUCAUCAAUUAUUGGAGCAACACCAGCAUCUUUGCAACCUUUGCGUCAUCUUCCUUAUUGUCCUUUGGAAUUUUGGAAUAUUAGUGAAAGAGUCGCAACAGAAUUGGUUAAUGCAAAUUGUGCUAUGGAAAUGGCACAAUUACAUACUAGCUCCAAGCAUGGUUCUAAAUUCCUUCCUUCACUGCCCGAUUUUAUUCUUGCAUUAUGGGACGAUUUUGAGAAACAACGAGACAACAUUCGUGCAGUAACUAUCUCAAAUAAUAAAAAAAGAAAUCUUCGAAAGCAUGUAAUUAAAGAAGAUUCCGUUAUAAGUACCUUAAAUGAAGCUUCUUACGAAACAGACCAAGCAAUUUUGAAUACUUUGGAUAUUUUGUCUCAUCAUGUUCAAAAUUAUGUUAAUGGUUUAUUUUUUGACGUUAAAGAAAUUGGAAAAUCUGGUGAUGAUUCUAUUGAGUUUAAUGAAGGUUUGAAUAGUAGUAGAGGUAGUAGUGGACGUAUGAAACAAAGUACUUCUGGAUUAAGAUGA
Molecule: messenger RNA, 1968 nt
Organism: Meloidogyne enterolobii
Lineage: Eukaryota; Metazoa; Nematoda; Chromadorea; Rhabditida; Meloidogynidae
Source: the annotation of a GenBank genome assembly